AUGUAAUAUUGCCCUGCAGUUGGUAGUCUUUAGUCCCCUCACUGUGUGGAGUUCCCCCUUUGUUUUGCCAGGUCACGGUGACAUCACAAGGUUGGUGGGCGUGGCUAGCAGAGUGGAAGAGUCUGGCAAGUUCCAAAGGGCUGAUACUAAUAGGAAUACAUUGGACGUAGAGGGUGGACUAAGGAGGAGUGGGGAUUUCCAGGCUGGCUGUAUAAAUAAAGCUGGGACUGCUCUCAGCCGUCAGUCACAGAAUAACAAACUUCUGCGCAGUCGUUCUGCUCAUUGUUUUGUUCCUAACUGCGACAUCGCCGCCUAUACGGUGCCCAAGGUGCCACCAUGCCAGUCACCGUGAAAGCCUAUCUGCUGGGCAAGGAUGAGAGUCACAGGGAGAUCCGCCGCUUCCAGCUGGAGCUGCCGGCUGCCGGCAAAGAGAAGGCGUCCGUGUCCAGCUGCGAGCUGCUAGCUAACAAGGUGACUGGCGUGUUCCAGGGCCUCAAAGGGGGAGCCUUCCAGAUGUUCUACAAAGAUGAAGAAGGGGAUCUGGUUGCAUUUUCCACUGAUGAGGAACUUCAUAUGGGCCUUUCCCUGCUGAAUGAAGAUGUAUUUCGCAUCUACAUUAAAGAGAGAAAAGAGUGCAAACGUGACCAUCGUGGACACUGCGGGCAGGAAACCCCACAAAACGUAGUUCAUCCGAACGUGACCUGUGAUGGAUGUGAUGGGCCUGUGGUGGGAAACAGGUUCAAGUGCCUCAUCUGCCCAGAUUAUGAUCUGUGCAGCACUUGUGAGAAAAAAGGAAUCCACAAGGAACACAACAUGAUCAUGUUCCCUACCCCACUGUCUGUUUUUCAGGUCUAUCCGCGCAGCCGUUGGUUCCGUAAAAUGCAUCAUGGAGUCCCUCCCUUCCCAUGGAUGCAGGGCUGGGCCUAUCCACCCAGAGGAUACCCCUGCCAAAAUUUUCAGCAGGCCCAGGAAAGCACCCCUCCUCAGAAUGAAACCCCAGCAGAGGAAGCUGCAGCCACCAGUGACUCCCAGUCUUCUCAGAAUCCCAAUGUUGCCUUCCUGAAGAAUGUCGGAGAGAGUGUGGCUGCAAUGCUGAGCCCCCUGGGCAUUGACGUGGACAUUGAUGUUGAGCAUGGCGGAAAAAGGACCAAAGUUUCAACUUCACACCCCUGUUCUGUGGAUGGGGACUCGCAGCCAAACAGCUCCACUUCCUUUACAGAAAGCCAGGAUAUCGCCAGCAGAUCUGACUCGGCACCUAAUCUCAUGGAAACUGAGCACAUCGCAAAAAGAAUGAAAGAUAUUGCACUGAAUUCGCCUCUUCCACAAGACAAUGAACAAGGGGAAAAUAGCAGCAGUGCUUCAGGGGGUGAUGAUGACUGGACCCAUGUCUCAUCCAAAGAAGUUGAUCCCUCCACUGGUGAACUUCAGUCCCUUCAGCUUAUGGAGACAGGCCAGCCGUGUUCCUUAGAUCCAACCAGAUCUUCUGCUCUGCCCACACAUGCACCUACAGGGCUUAGAGAAGCUGCUCUUUAUCCACACCUCCCACCAGAAGCAGAUCCUCGCCUCAUAGAAUCUCUCUCUCAGAUGCUUUCCAUGGGCUUCACAGAUGAGGGAGGAUGGCUCACUCGGCUCCUGGAGGCAAAACAGUUCGAUAUUGGGUCUGCUCUGGAUGCCAUGCAGUCUAUACGCCACAUUCCUCCCUCCUAAGCAAGACUUUGAGUUCAGCCAUUCUGUUGUUCCCUUUCUGUCCUUAUUUGUAUUAUCUGUUUGUUAGUGUAACCUGAUUUCACACACUGUUGGUACAAGAGAGUCAAGUCCUUUUUUCUUAUUGAAGUUAAAUAAAAUUUUCUUUGUCUGCUCUAAAGCAUUCAUUUAUUCAAUUCAUAACUUCUAUGAGUUUCUGCUUCUACAGUGUCAGUUAAACAAAGGAUACUGUAACCAGCAAAUAUUUCUGUGCACUGAGUUCAGUCACACUUUAUGGUUAUGGUUACAGGGGAUGGUAAAAGAAGUUUUUAUCCUGGUAAUAAGCAUAAAAUCAAGGGAAAUGUCUUUUCAGACUGUGCUAUUCCUGUACUCAAAGUAACAAAAAUAAAACUUAUCCAGUGCACUUAAAAGUCA
Xenopus tropicalis (tropical clawed frog) is the source of this 2118-nucleotide messenger RNA. RefSeq names its product sequestosome 1 (gene sqstm1). The transcript has 8 exons. Gene Ontology annotation, biological process: regulation of protein modification process. The record is from RefSeq and is a predicted model, not a curated record. Bases 337 to 1707 code for a protein of 456 amino acids. Lineage: Eukaryota; Metazoa; Chordata; Amphibia; Anura; Pipidae. Gene Ontology annotation, cellular component: late endosome; lysosome; inclusion body. Gene Ontology annotation, molecular function: zinc ion binding; identical protein binding.